Drosophila bipectinata is the source of this 1511-nucleotide messenger RNA. RefSeq names its product Gram-negative bacteria binding protein 3 (gene GNBP3). NCBI's taxonomy places the organism in Eukaryota, Metazoa, Arthropoda, Insecta, Diptera, Drosophilidae. The record is from RefSeq and is a predicted model, not a curated record. Gene Ontology annotation, biological process: carbohydrate metabolic process. Gene Ontology annotation, molecular function: hydrolase activity, hydrolyzing O-glycosyl compounds; carbohydrate binding.
CCAUUAUGCCGGACAUACGCUUAAUAAUUUGGAGCUGCGGACUCCUUUGUCUCAUCUCCCUCGGCCAGGGAUACGAAGUUCCAAAGGCCAAGAUUGAGGUCUUCUACCCCAAAGGAUUUGAGGUGUCUAUACCGCAUGAGGAAGGAAUCACGCUGUUUGCUUUCCACGGAAAACUCAAUGAGGAGAUGGAGGGCCUGGAAGCGGGAACGUGGGCCCGGGACAUUGUCAAGGCGAAGGAAGGGCGCUGGACCUUCCGAGAUCGGAAUGCAGUGCUGAAGCCCGGAGAUAUUUUAUACUACUGGACGUAUGUAAUCUACAAUGGAUUGGGUUAUCGCGAAGAUGACGGGUCAUACGUGGUAAAUAGCUACAGCGGCAACAACAGUCCAGCAAUCACACCGCGUCCUCCAGUUUCCCCGGACUCGACUACCUCGUGGACAUUUCCCUCUGUCCCGGACAUUGAUAUCCGGAGCGGGUGCGACAUGCCGAAGACCCAAGUCAAUGGAGCACCUACCCGUUGCGCCGGUCAACUGGUUUUCGAGGAUGAAUUCAGUGGCAGUAAUCUAGACCCAUCCAAGUGGAAAGCAGAGCGCAGGUUUUCCGGAGAGCCCGACUACGAGUUCAACGUUUAUGUCAACGAUAAGGACACCAUUUGUUUGGCCAAUGGUCAUGCCAUUUUCGCCACCAACACCAUGAAGAAGCAUUUCCACCGUGGAACCACCGAUGCCUUGGAUCUGGGCGAAUCCUGUACCGGAGCGGCCAACACCAACGACUGCGUUCGGAAUGGUAGAACUCGAAACGAUGGACUUCCACCGAUGGUAACAGCUCAAAUAACCUCCAAGCAGGCAUUCUCUUUCAAAUUUGGACGAGUUGAGGUGCGCGCCAAGAUGCCCAGGGCCAACUGGGUAACGCCACAGAUCUGGCUUCAGCCCAAGUAUCCCGUUUAUGGGGAGGACAACUACAAAUCGGGACAAAUAAGGAUAGCCUACACCCGACCAUCCAAGGGAAAAAUUGAUCUAUACGCGAAUGCCGUACUUAUUGGCGAUGAACCGCUGCGAUCCGCCAAGAGAUGUGUAAAGAUUGGCACGGGGGACACCGCCGAGGAUUGGAGCGACAGCUUCCACAACUACACUCUUGAAUGGACACCGCGUCAGAUCCGUUGGUUAGUGGAUGGCCAGGAGUUUUGUGUCCAGAGCAGCGAAAAAGCUUUCAGCGAGACUAGUGUGGGCGGAACGCGAUUGCCACAAACUUCAAAACUGGAGGAGGGCAGUGGCCUGGCGCCAUUCGACCAGGAGUUCUACCUGACCUUCGGCUUGAGCGUGGGCGGUUUCAAUGAGUACCAGUUCGAUGAGAAGACAUGGAACGAGAAGGCUCCGCAGGCCCAAAAGGAUUUCUGGAAGGCCGUUAAGCCGAUGCGGGACCAUUGGUUGGAUGAGGGUCAAAUGAAAAUUGAUUUUGUAAAAGUGUAUACCAUCUGAAAUCGUAAUUUUAAUAAAUAAAUAUUUCUUAAUAUA